AUGUCUUCUUCAGCUGCAAAAGCUGCUUGUCCUCCGGACAUUCCGGAGGAUGUCUUCAACAGACAGCUUUUUGGCGUCAUCCCCACGACAAUUGUACUCGUUCUUUCUCUGUUGACAUACGGCCUCCGAAUUGUUGCGCGAGUCAAGACGAGCCAAAGGGUAUCGUGGGAUGACUAUUUGAUGGGUCUUGGGUUGUUCUUGUCACUAGAACCCACGAUCUGCCAAUAUCUCCUUGUUGCCAACGGGCUUGGCCAUCAUCUUUGUAAUGUUCCUCCAGUGCAAGCGGCCCGCUUUGCUAGGAUCAGCUUUGCUCUCCAGAGAGCCAACCAGCCCGUACUCUUCUGUGUCAAAACAUCCAUUCUGUUGUUUUACUUGAGAGGUAUAGCAUAUACAUUCAUGUGGGGGUUGGCAACCUGGAUUGUCAAUCUCACAACUUGCACGCCCAUUGCAUUCUUCUAUGACCGAACUAUUAAGGGCGGCACCUGUCGCAACCAAGUGGUCUCGGGCACGAUAGCUGCUGUUCUAUCUCUUGUGGGCGAUAUUUAUGUCUUGGUCCUGCCCCUUCCAGCGUUGUGGCAGCUGAAAAUCAACACGCGGAAGAAGGUGGCAGUGGUCGGGAUUUUCCUUCUCGGAAGUUUCGGUUGUGUAGCCUCUGUCAUUCGCAUCACAGAGAUACUCAAGUUUAGUCCCUUGGACGGGACUUACACCCAAGUUUACGCGGCGACAUGGACAACCUUGGAGCAAGGUGUCGCUAUCAUUAGCGGAAACUUACCUCUCCUUGGACCACUCUUCCGCAGCUUCUUUGCUAGCAGAGGCAACACAAAGGCCAGCUCAUACGGAUUGUCCAGAGGCAUGACAUCUCGAGUUGGUACAAGGGUCAGCCGCCUUGGAUUUCGAAAUGAUGGGCCCAUGAAUGUUACAAAGAUUAGCGCUUCGUCCCCCAAAUUGUUCACCUUUGAGAGGCUUGAUGAUGACGAGGCUAGCAUUUACGGGACUGGUGCGGAUGACAAGUCAAUCAUUGUCAAGAAGCAGGUUGAAGUCAGCAUAUCAUGA
Molecule: messenger RNA, 1053 nt
Organism: Diaporthe amygdali
Lineage: Eukaryota; Fungi; Ascomycota; Sordariomycetes; Diaporthales; Diaporthaceae
Exons: 5
Coding region: 1-1053 (350 amino acids)
Source: RefSeq, a predicted model, not a curated record